AACCGCGUCGCCGUUCAUCCACCCCAUCCAGCGUGAUAUCUUCCUUUUCUUGCGCCAGACCGAUCAAGGCCAGCAAAACAUUAAACUCGUUCCGAUUCAGAUCCGAGAGUUGGCCUCCCGAGGUCACCAAGCUCAUGAUGCGACUCUGUGCAUCGGCAGAGAGAUAUCCAGCACUCAAAGCCUUCGCAACUCCCGCAGGGCUGAUCUUGCCUGAACUGCCAUCGCUCUUCAGCAGGUUAUCGAAUGUGUCAACAUAGCUAUCCGGCACCUGUGCCCCGUCGAGAAGGCCCUUGACCAAGUCUCCCCGCGCAGCCCUCCCCCUCUUGGGCGUCGGCAUGCCCCAGGCUCCCUGAGCAUCAUCGUCAGCGAACAAAGAGGACUUGGAUCGGGACGCUGCGCUGUUGCUGUCAUCGUCGUCGAAGAGCGUAUUGCGAGACUUGGAGGUGCUGAUGGGCGCAGCCUCCUCCGGCGAAGAACCAAACAAAGACAUUGCUCCAGCGGACUCUGGCUCGGGCUGGCUCUGGCUAUGGCUGUGGGUGUGGUGGGGAGAAGUCAAUAAUAGGCAGUCAUUCGCAAUGGCAAUGGCGCAAGUCCAAGAGUGAUGCGAUGCAACACAGAGCUCGCUAUCGAGACAUUGUCAACCAUACCUGUACUGUAAGAUGUACGGCUUGGGCGAAGCCAUCCGCCCCACAUCCCUGCCAGAAACUCCUGCCAAACGUCUGGUCAAGGUCAAAGCUACCGCUUUCUCAGCUAAAUUUACACUAGCUGCUACAUGCACUUGGUACGCUACUGCAAAGGAACAAGCUUUUCUACAUAUCUUCAAAGUCUGUUUGACUACAAUUGUCAAUCUGGUUUUGUCAAUAUGAUCAAUGACGUCCUCCAUAAGGGGGACAUCUAUACCCCAGGUGACAUUGGAGGGGGACACACAACGCCAUAUGGUACAGCCCCGGAGCUGCUACAACUGGCGAAAACAAGUACGACGGGAUACGUACGUUGCUGUAUCGGUUGGAUGACCAUGGCUGUGUGCAUCAUGACUGGACCACAAUUCAAACCAUACCCUCUGAUUCUUGCUUCAUACAAAUCAUCGGGGAAUAUAUUUCAUCAUACAACCAUCGUACGGGUUCUAUGUCCCAGUCUUUUAGUACAACAAUAAAUAUACACGACGGGCAUGUUGCAGUCGCCCAACUAUCAACUACCACAAUCGGUUCUCCUUCGAGUCCUCUACAUUUGCCACCUUCUUUACCUUCUUCUUCAUUCCAACACUAGGCGUUUUGUAGAACAAACUUGGUCCUUGGCCCUUCUUCAACAGAUGGCUCAAAUAUCCUCGAUGCGCUGGAUCUCGGUAGUACUCCAAGUCUUUUCGGCUCGUGGGAUCUGGCAAACGAUAAGAAAAUGGUGAUGCGGUUGGUGCUGUGCCUGCAAGUGUGGAAACCUCCGUAGGGCUCCAGGUGGUAGAUAGUGGGGUGAAGCUGGAUUCCGACUCCCCCUUCAGCAGUCUUUUUAUCGAUUGCUUCGUGUAAUAUCUUGUGGUGACUUGCCCGCCCACUGCUUCGAUGGAUUCAAUGGCUGCUGCAGAUGCUCUCGAAACCAGAAUGUUGAUGGGCGUCUUCAACUUCUGCUUUCCUUGUGCCAACAGCUUCACUCCAUCCUUAACACCAUGCAGACAUCGAGAUUUUGCCAAUUCCUUUACCGUGAUCGGCUGAGUAGGGUCCAACCGCCCUUGGUCAAUCCAUUCCUGGAUUCUAUUCAGAUUGACCGUCGACAUGUCCACCGAGAAGCUGUGCCUGAAUUAGAGACUUGACGUAAAAUAAUAAGCAGGCGUAGCAUACUGGUUCUCAAACCCCCUCACACCAUGAACUACGUCCUGCGGCGUCUGACCUCCUUGGAAGCGCAUAGGGAUGCUGCCGCGCGACUUCUGUCCUUUGUGACCUCGUCCAGCGGUUUUGCCCUUUCCUGAUGAGGGACCUCGUCCUCGUCGAAUGCGCUUAUUGUAGGCUCCGGCAUUUUCAGAAAGGCUGCCCAGAACCGAGGCAUGGCGAGCCUGUACGAAUGGUGACAGGAGAGCGAUCAAUGGGGCAGAGGCUGCUGGGGCGGCUCUACAAAAGGAGGAGGCCUUGAGCGCAGGCAGUCGAGGGGGCAUUGUGGUGUGUGCUGUAUGUGGGUGGUGGGAGGGGGGGAUGCGUGAUGGUGGUAGGUGGUGCAGGAGGGAUUCUGAGGCGCACAACUGAAGCAAGAUGAGGGUUUAUGGGCGAUGGCGAUGGCGAUGCUGAUAGCUGGGCUCUCUAGGCUCUCCCUCUCCAGGCUCUCUAGAUCGUCAAAAGUCUAGGUCCUACUCGGUAUGGAACCUUCAGGCCGUUGUCCCUGUACGUCAAAUAAAUUUGUUGGUGCUGGGAGGUUUCCAAUUUGAUGUUGUCGGGCCGGCUGCUCAUUGGCUGAGAAUCCCCUUGGCGAGCCCGGCGGCUACUUUUGGAUGGCGGCCCGGUUGCUGGCAUGCGGCAUGCCAUUGAUGUGCGAAAGGCGAGCAUCCGCUGGAGAGUACAAGUAGGCACUCCGCUCCUUACUCUCACUUCUCCCGUCGCCGUGCUGGAGAGGGAGACGCAGACGCAGACGCAGAUGCAGAUAUCAAUGUCCUCAUCCACGUCCACGUAGCCAAGAGCGAAGUUAUACACAGUAUACGGUGUAUAGAGAGAUCCAUUUGUAUAAAUAUGGGCGGACCGGGGAGCUUUGACCGGCGUAAGCAUCAGUCCUUCGCCCUCGUCGCGACCGUUGGCGCCGUUAUCAUCAUCAUCAACCUCCUCCUCAUCUCAGGCAUCGAUGUGCGAACAAGAGUUGGGAGUAUUCCCAUCCCCAUUCCUAUCCCCAUCCCGGGGAAGACCAAGGAGGCGCCGUCGGAUCCAGACGUAUGAAAAUCCCCGUUGCGCUGCGCUGCAUUGCGUUGCGUUACCUCUGCUGUUUCUGUCUAGCAGAUGCUGAUCGAGUGUACAGCUUCCAAAACUCACCUCGUGGCACCAAGAUCAUGGCAAUUUUGAGGAACAUGCCGCCGUGGACGAUCAGCACCCCAUUGUGGAGUACAUGAAGAGUGCCGACAGGUCCUUUCAAGCAUAUGAGCAAGAAAGGUCGAAAACUUUCAGAGAAACCGUUGCAAAGUACCGCAGACGCUAUGGACGACAUCCACCCCCGGGCUUUCGGGAAUGGUACAAGUUUGCAAAGGAUAAGAACGCCCAUAACAUUGAUGAUUUCGACCAGAUUAUGGACGACAUUCGUCCUUUCUGGGGCUUGAAACCGCUCGACAUUCGAUCCCUGGCCCGAGUUUUGACGGAACAUGACUCUAUCUCUGGUAUUCAUAUACGGGAGGGCAAGGUGUGGAAAAUCACCAACGGGGGCUGGCGGGUGGACACAAUGGCUUCCAUGUUGCAAAAGUUUGUCGAGUACUUGCCAGAUAUGGAUAUUGCUAUGAACAGACUUGAUCAACCUCGCAUUGUUGUGCCGUGGGAAGAUAUGCAAUCUCAUUUGGCUGCAGAGGAAAAAAGCAGAAUGGUAACACCAGAGGCUACCGCGGAAUGGACCAAGGAUAUGGAAGGAUUAUUCAAGGAACAAGACGACGCUGUCCCUCUCUUCAUUAACGCCCAAUGGUUCGAAAGGCAUGGCGGACAGUACAUGGAUAUUGCAAAGGAAGCUUGCCCUCCAGAAUCCAAUGCAAGAAAUGCCAGUUUUGUUCCAAGUCCAAUUGACAGUUCAUAUAAAGACAUUCGAGGGGGUUUUAUUACCGAUUUCAACCGCUCAUCUGAUCUUUGUACUAUUGGCCCCGAAAUACAAGAUAAACAUGGAUUUCUGUUUGCUCCCAGUACUAUAAUUGCCAGCAAACGUCUAUUACCGGUCUUCGGGGAGUGCAAAGUCAACGUCAACAGCGACAUCCUCUUCCCAGCGAACAUGUACUACUUGGAUGAUGAUCGUUACGUCUACGAUGACACCUUUGACUAUGGAUGGGAUGAUAAAAAGGACCGUCUAGUGUGGAGAGGUGUCACGUCAGGUGGGGUAAAUACCGCCGAUAACUGGAAAAAGAUGCACCGCCAAAGGCUCGUUAUGAUCUCCAACACAACUAUCUUGGCUAGCAAGAAGGUUCGGGUUAUGGUCCAGGAUUCCGAGGUGGAAGGGACCUAUACCAAUGAUGUCAAUUUCAACGCCAGUGAAUUUGCAGCUGAUCACAACGAUGUAGGGUUCACUGAGCCCCACGCCUGCGUUCCAGAUUGCAACUUUUACGAAGGUGUAUGGACGUAUAAAAACAUAACGACCCUAAGCGAGCAAUUCAGGUCGAAAUACCUCGUCGACGUUGACGGUCACUCAUUCUCAGGGAGAUGGCAUGCAUUCCUAGAAAGCAAAAGUUUGGGAAUCAAAAGCACAAUUUUCCGAGAAUGGCACGAUUCAAGGUUAUUCGCGUGGAGACAUUUUGUGCCUAUGGAUAACCGAUACGACGAACUUUACAGCAUCCUAACGUACUUUCUUGGGUAUGGUAAAAGCUCAGACCCGACGCAGCCGUAUGUGCCUCGACACGAUUUUGAAGCUCGAAAGCUGGGUCGCCAGGGAAGAGAGUGGGCCAAGAAGGUUCUGAGAAGAGACGAUAUUGAAGUAAGAUCAGAUACAGUCAAUUUAUGCACAUAGUCCCAUACUGACUGGGUUUUUUCAGAUAUACAUGUUCAGACUAAUGAUAGAAUACGCCCGAGUCAUCGACGAUAAUCGUGACCGAAUUGGUUAUUCAGGAGAUGGGAGUGAGCUUGACAAAUACGAUUCCAAGACUGCAAUGAAUCCGGCGAAUUUCGGACAUGCGUAAUGGGACUUUUUUUUUGGUGUUUUUUUUUUUGGAUGUAUAAUGCAUUGAUGAAGGCGGUUUGAAGUUUUUUUUAGAGCGAGGGCUAAUGGUCUUGGGUCACGAAACCAAGGUGGUGGGUGUUUAUUUUUGGGUGGGGGGUUUUUUUUCGUCUAGGCAAUCUUUCCGCGUUUGUAUAGUCUGGGAUAGAAAGGGACCAAAAUAGCGGUGGUUAUUGGAUUGUACUUUUUUGGGGGCGGUUCGGUUAUUGGGUCAUGAUAUUGAUACCCCCUCCGUGUAUACUAAUUAGCAUACUAGAAUGCAAUUGAUAUGAUUGUUGAUCGAG
Hymenoscyphus albidus is the source of this 5150-nucleotide messenger RNA. The record is from the annotation of a GenBank genome assembly. NCBI's taxonomy places the organism in Eukaryota, Fungi, Ascomycota, Leotiomycetes, Helotiales, Helotiaceae.